Messenger RNA from Strongylocentrotus purpuratus (purple sea urchin), 6243 nucleotides. RefSeq names its product flocculation protein FLO11. Bases 23 to 3556 code for a protein of 1177 amino acids. The transcript is spliced from 7 exons. The record is from RefSeq and is a predicted model, not a curated record. Lineage: Eukaryota; Metazoa; Echinodermata; Echinoidea; Camarodonta; Strongylocentrotidae.
UUUUGUUGAGAGCAGCUUUGAUAUGGCGGACGCGGAGGGUGUUGAAAAAGUAGAUUCUACUCCUUCUGAUCCCGAUUCUGAGACCCAAGAUGAUUUAAAACAACAAGGCUUCAACGGGGAGAAUACUACAGGAACAAAGGAAGGAAAAUCGCUGGAUUUAUUGUCCGAGGCUCUUUCAAAAAUGGACGAAUCCGGACAGGAAGAUGACAUGAACUUCUCUGCCGCAGCAGGAGAGACAGCCGACGCAAACACCGAAGCCCCGGGUAGCGGCGUGUUAAAUGAUCAUGAUGAUAAACAAGAUUCUGGAACUGUCAUUCCAGAAGCUGAACAGCAUGGACAAGGAGAUGGAGAAGCACACAGUUUUCCCGAAGUUGUAGAUCAAGAUCAAAUGUUGAUUGCUGACAGCACAUCAACUUCAAGUAACAAUGGGUUAAUUGAUGAUUCAAUUGCAUCACAAGCUGAUUGUCUGACAAGUCAAAUUGAUUCUGAAUCUUCAAAAAUUGAUACAGGCUCCUCUGCUCUAGCUCUUUCAGGUGAUUCCGCCAUGUCUUCUUCAUCAAAUAAUGUGCUGUCGGAUAUUGCAGCAAGUUCUUUACUUGGAUCCAUUGCAACCAUGAUUGAUUCAGGCAGCGAAUGCUCUCUUACAGAUAACACGAGAAAUAAAGAUGGAUUAAACAUCCUAGAAAUGGCUUCAGCAUCAUCAGUUGGAACCACUCCCACUUGCAUUGCAUUGACCGCUGCACCUGCAGCGAGUCCUAUAUCUUUGAAUUUAGCAAGAUCAGUUCAGAACACAUCACUACUUGUUAAUGGGAAUAGUUUAUUGACAGGUUCAAGUAAUAUUGCUAGCCUCGGAACAUCUCUUCUGAAUACACCUGGCCUCGUACAAGCCAUCUCCCAGCAACAAACAGCUCCAAUUACAAGCGUUCCAACUCUGAGAGUAGCCUCUUCAACCCCUUCGCCAGUAACAAUCACCGUCCGAACACCACCCGGGACAGGGGCUCUCAGCCAAACACUCAUAUCCAAUAUCGUGAAUACCCCAGAAGUGCAGGCCCUGUUAGCGAAGAAUCCUGGUCAACCCAUCACCAUUGUCCGUGUCCCAGAUGCUCCCGCUACCGUGACCACCCAGUCAUCCACUCCAGCUCCAGCCCCUCUCCCAGCUCCGGCUCCAGCUCCAGCUCCUGUUUCUGCAGCGAUCUUGACCCCCAGCCAGACACAGGGAAGCACGAUUCCACUCAUGAAAGUAGUGACAAAUGUGACCAACAAGCUGCAAACACCUGUCAGAACUUUCCCACCUGGUACUGUCUUGUCCAACAGACUUUCUAACAAUGGCAAUCCAACAACCGCGAUCACAAGAACAACUUCAUCACCCUCUUCAGCAUUGGUCAGAGCCUCUCCGAGUCCUAAGCCAGCCAUAGUCCUUGGCGUGAAGAAGAAAUUUGGGCGAGGUGGAGGUAAAGCAGCAGUCAAGGGAAUGGCCCCUGCAGUGCCAUCCUCCCGGGACUUGCAUCUUUUGAGACAGAAGAGACCUGCCAACUGCAAGACUCGAUCAGGACGAGUAUCCAGGCCUCCGUUGUACCGAAUCAAAGAAUACAAGACCAUGUCCAAUGAAGAGUUGGGAGAUCAACCAGGUUCCUCUGAUGGAGAGUACUCAGACUAUGAUGAGACUGAAACUGGAUCAUCUGCUCUCAGCAUGUAUAAUCUGAAGAGAAAGUAUAAAUGUCAGAACUGUGAAAAGAGGUAUAUUGGUAAAGGUGGCCUUGCCAGGCACUACAGAGAAAACCCAACUCAUGGAGAUCCAGAUUCCGUGUUUGCAAAGACAGAAGAUGAAGACCAACAGUUUGACGAGAGACAAAGUGAUGAGAAAGACAAACAAGAGGAGAAGACACCAAGCGAGGCAGAUGAGAAAUCUAAUGGAGACCAAUCUCCUAAAGCUGAAGCUGAAGAUGAAAAGCCCUGCUCCUCAGAACAGACAUCCAAAGAAGAUGAGCAAACAUCACCAGUGCGGCCCAAACCAGCUAUCAUCACCUACCACUACACCCCUAGGACUGGACCAUAUAAACCCAGAGGUAGAGGGAGAGGGAGAGGAAGACCCCCUGGCUCAGGUCGUAAGGUCAUUGAUCAGAGUGAAGACUCGCCAACAGUAUCAUCAAACAGCAAAGAUGUUGAAAAGGAAGAUACAUCAACUUUUAAGUUCUUUGACCCCAAGUCUCCCCUUGAUGAAGAUCUGAUCAAGGUCACGCUACCUAUGCUGUGUAAGGUCAUCAAACCCUGGGAGUACACUGUGGCCAGAGCUCAGCAGACCACCACCAAAGAUGCUAUCUUCCCUACUAUCCUCAAAUCUCUCAAAGAAAUGCAUACAGAAGCCAGAAAGAUGGCUACAUCAUGCCUGGAGCGCAUCUCAGGUGCUGCUGCAAAGGAUCAUUCCUGGAAAGGGAGUGAAACACAAGAGCUUCUGAUUGAGGAUGACACCAUGGCUAAGGUACUUGGUGUGGAGACUGGACGGUACCGCUUCAAGAAUCCUUCAGAAGAUGCACUGCCAAAGACUGUAAGGCUUCUGAGCCGGAAGCAAGAAGCAGUCUUGAUCAAAGAUAAAGAACAAAAACAACCCAGAGUUGCAGAGAGUGUAGGAGAAGCACUACAGAGGAAGCGCAGAAUGGGAAGUCCAGCAAGGAGUGAGCCCCCGAGCAAAAAGACCCCUGGAACCAUCAGCAUCCUUUCCCCCUCUAGGUCUGCAUCGACCAGGCUCACGACACCCACCGCCACCUCCUCCACCUCCGCCGCCGCUAAGAGAGUCCACACCAUCGGGAACAUAGCAUCCAUCGCUGAUGUACCCCUCACCAGCACCACCACGGUAAAACCUGCUGCAAAGCGACCCAUCCCUCCUCUGGGACCUAUAUCAUCCAAGGCAUCCAAGGGUUUGGAAUCCAACUCUGCAGCCUUUGAAUCCAGCCCUACGGCCAAGACGACCAGUGCUACGACAACAUUGCCACCCCUCAAACCCAUCAAAACGAAACCUACCAUCACCCAGCCGGCAUCAUCAUCAUCAAAACAGGUGAGCAACUCCAGCACAACCUCCACCACCAAUACCACACCAUCAUCUAGCAUGUCAUCAGACCCACAGCUCAUGACAGGUGGUCUUGAUACCAUGGCAACAACUUCCCAGGCUGUCUCUUCUGAUGUGGCUGACCCAGCGAAAGCAGGGGCAUCAUCCAGCGAGACUGGUACCUCCCUCAUGGAGACGGGGGGAGAAACGCCCUCUGAAGACCUGGUAGAACAGACCACCGUCUUGCCCGAGGGCACCACCAUCAUGCAGCUGGAAGACGGUACCUUCCUCCUCCAGAAGCCGGAUGGCACCGCCAUGCAGAUCCAGACACCCGACGGCAUGACCAUAGAGACUGUCCAAGCUCUGCUGUCUAUGGAGGGGGGUGCCAUUGAAACUGUUGAGGAACCCAGUCCCCAGUACAUCCUGGACGAUGGCAGCUGCGUCCAGUUACCGGCCGGAAUGUCCCUGGAUAUGGCCGUUGAGAUGGGUUUGAUUAAUCAGUCAACGGAUUGAUCGCUUCAGAACCAUGGUCCUCCGUGGGGAGGAGUGUGCUGUGUGUAUAUAUGAAUUGCCAUAAUGCCCAACUUGCCAGUAUUGUGCAUCAUGCAGUCUGUCUGUACUGCUGCAACCAACCACACUGUAGUCUGUCAGCAACUUGCCUUUCUUUCAUUUUUCACUCUCUAUUCAAUCAUUCUCUCUUAGUUUCUCUGUUUAUUUGCGUAUUCAACUUUCAGAAUGUUUGAGAAUACAGGUCUAUGAUAUCUAGUAUUUCAGCUGAAUAUAUAUCAUGGAACUCUCAAAUAAGGAAAGUAUUUUUGUAACAAUACUGUGACAAAUGACAUGUCUGCACCUAGAGUGUACCUUUGUUUGAAGUAGAAUAGUGUGAAUAUUAAUUAAGUGUAUAAAUUGAGUACCUGGAAAUGUUAAUAGCAGUCAAAACCUUUGAUUCAAGUAUUAAGAUAACUUGUAAAGGAAUCCUGUAGGCAUCUAUAAAUUGUCUGCCCAUUCUCCAGAAUUCGACAGCUGUCUUCAAUUGUAAAUAUGUAACAUAUAUGCUUGUGUAUAUUUUUGAAUAUGGCAAUAUAGUUUGUUUUUUUAGAAUUUGUUUGGUCUGCUUUAUACGUGCAUGAAUUUGAUAUGUGUAUUCAGCUACCAUUAUUAGGUUUGAGUAUGAAUGUAUGCUCUGUACAUUGCAUGUCUAGUCUGGAAUGUUUUGCAACACCAUUUCCAACGUUGUUGACUGUAUAUGAUAGUGAGAUGCACAUAUGUAGAGUUUAGUAGUUUGAUAUACAGCUAUAAUAUCCUUUUGAGGUGAAAAUUAUUUUUCCAUCACCACCACCAUAGCUAGAUAUUGAAUGCUUGGUAUAGUCUCCCAUGUAUUUUUCUCUGUGUUAAUCUGUUACAGAGAUAUAGUCUGAGAGCUCUAGUAGACAAUGUGCAGGUUUACCAACAUAUUCCAAUUUUAUCAGGCAUGAGAAUGGAGUUUGGUGAAAAAAUGAAAUUAUAAAUAUCCUUAAAAAUUGAAUCAUGAUGUCUCUCGAAACUGCGAAGGUUUCAUCGAUAAAGGCCCCCCAAUUUUUUCCUUAAAACAAGGGAAACACGGUUUUAUGCAAACCUUAAAGCUUGCCCAGGGUAGCAACAAGUAAUGUAUGCAAACUGAAUUUCAAGUAUUGUAUUCCAUUCAUUUGAAACAUCCAUAAUUUUGAAUACAUUAAUAAAUCACAGAGAUAGACUUCGAUAACAGAUAACAGCUGUUAGUAUCAAGCUAGAAAUAGAAUAAAUUGCAUUUUGCACAACAAUGAUCAACUUAAUGUUUGUAAUUGAAUUUUACAUGCUUCAUUAAUGAUAUCUAAUUUGAAUCUUCAAAGCAUGAGCCAAUGAAGUCAUUGAAAGGUUGUACUGUACUCCAUGUAAUGGGGAUAUUUGUUGCAUUAAAGUGACUAAACAUGUAGUUUUGGGGAGAUUCAACUCAUUCUGUUCUUUAAUUAAUGUUUUCAUCCUUCUUGGAAUUGCACUAGUGUGAAUUUAUCAAAAUUUGACUCCCGAUGCAUACCAUAGACAUGUAUGCAUAUGAAUGGAAUGAAUAAAAAAGGGUGAAUUAUAUAAUGUAAUAUUGGUUGAAAUUAUAUGUGGUUCUAUGUCUUCUCAUGAAAUUUUAAUUUGAACCAAAGUUGUACGAAUUGAAUUGAAUUCAAGGUAAGAAAUGGUAUAUAGGACAGAAAUAGAAUAUGUUAGUCGUUUACAAAUCUGUUAGUAAUGAGAUUAUGAGAAUGAACACUAUAUUAUUAAGCAAACAGCACAAAGCUAGGGGUCGAAAUCUUAUCCAUUUAUUUAAUAUUACCCAAAUUACCAGUAGACCAUGUUUGUCAUGUAUUUACAUGAAUGGACAUUACUUCUGAUUAUUAUGUAUGAAACAAGUACAUGUAUGUUGCUUUAGGCAUCCAGUUAUUGAAUUAACUUUUCUAAAUUCUGUACAUAGUGCUACAUUCUACAUCAAAUGGACUAGAAUCUUUUUCUUUCUUUUUUCUUCAGUUUGAACUUCUAAUUGAACAAGGGAAAAGUAAAAUGCCAGUUAUAUCUGAAGUAAAUUAUGAGCCUCUAUUUGUCAAAUAAAUCAUGUAACUCCCUGGGCAAGAACAUUUUUGACAUGUAACAAAGAAAAUUAUUUGGUUUUCAUAUGCAUUUUUUCUUAAAGCUAUAAUUUGUAAUAUUUAUGUGUGCUUAAAGAGGAGUAAAACAAUAUAAUUAGGUAUACCUACAAAAAAUUACAUUAUGAAUUCUUUAAUUUGUAAAAAAAAGAAAUUAAAUUUUCUAUCUUCUAAUAUUCCAUGCAUUGCAAUCAUCCUUUUCAUUAUUACAAUUUUUGAAAGUGAAUUUGUAUACAUUAUUUGAUCAUUGAAUUCUCCUAUUGACAAGAAAAUCUGUAAAGCAACUUAAGAUGAGGUAUUCACCAUAAUUUGAAGAGUGAAAACAUCCAGAUCAAAUGUAAGGCUAAUCAAAUAAAAUUCGUGCAAGUAAUUGAAUUUCACACUACUCCAGACAUUUCCCAGCUAAAACGAUCAAACAACUUACUGUACCUAAAAACAAGUUAGGUUAAUGUACAGAAAAAGUGAAAUCUUUGUUGACGUAUUCAUGACGUUGCACCUGUAUAUACAUGUGUCAUGUGAAUAUUCCAUUAAAUAUGUAUGAAAAACAUUGCA